AUGAAGUACUUCCUCGUCCUUGCAGCCUUGGCUGCUGGUGUCAUGGCUUAUGAAGCUGUGAGCAGUCCGCCAUGCAAUGAAUAUGAAGUCCACAAAGACUGCGGGUCCGCCUGCCACCCAACGUGCGAGACAUUCGAAGACGAUGUCAAUAUCUGCACCCUGCAAUGCGUCAUCGGGUGCUAUUGUAAAGAUGGACUGUAUAGGACAGAGGUAGCCAACAGCGGUGCUUGCGUACCAGGGGAUAAGUGUAAGCAGGGGCAAGGCGAUGGCCGGAGUGAGAGCGACUAUGGGGACGAGGGCGGGGACGAAGACGCGGGCGAAGAUGCGGAUGAAGAUACGUGGUCCUACUACUAG
Molecule: messenger RNA, 354 nt
Organism: Aspergillus nidulans FGSC A4
Lineage: Eukaryota; Fungi; Ascomycota; Eurotiomycetes; Eurotiales; Aspergillaceae
Product: trypsin inhibitor-like cysteine-rich domain-containing protein
Exons: 3
Coding region: 1-354 (117 amino acids)
Source: RefSeq, a predicted model, not a curated record